Messenger RNA from Plectropomus leopardus (leopard coralgrouper), 526 nucleotides. Lineage: Eukaryota; Metazoa; Chordata; Actinopteri; Perciformes; Serranidae. The record is from RefSeq and is a predicted model, not a curated record.
UUUCAGGUGAACAUCUUCGACGGUGAAGACAUGAAGUCCAGAGCGAACUUCACAGGAACUCAAAUGGCGGCGUACUUUGGACACUCGGUGGCGGCGACAGAUGUUAAUAACGACGGUCUGGUGGACGUGUUGGUUGGAGCUCCUCUCUUCAUGGACAGAGGUUCAGAUGGAAAACUGAGGGAGGUCGGACAGGUGUCAGUUUACCUGUGUCUUGGUAAGUUUACCUUCCAGCCUCCUCAGAUGCUCACGGGCUCCGAGUCUUACGCCCGAUACGGCUCCGCCAUCGCAGCACUGGGAGACCUGGACAUGGACGGGUUCAACGAUGUGGCGAUCUCGGCUCCUUAUGGAGGCCCCGACAAUCACGGUCUGGUCUACAUCCACAACGGCCGCCCUGGAGGCCCCUCCCCCUCCCCCUCACAGGUCCUGCAGGGGAAGUGGGCGUCCAGCUACAUGCCUGCAAGCUUCGGAUACUCCCUGACUGGAAACACUGACAUCGACCAGAAUGGAUAUCCAGGUACACACACAC